Molecule: messenger RNA, 1418 nt
Organism: Erigeron canadensis
Lineage: Eukaryota; Viridiplantae; Streptophyta; Magnoliopsida; Asterales; Asteraceae
Product: lipid phosphate phosphatase delta-like
Exons: 8
Coding region: 19-1248 (409 amino acids)
Cellular component (GO): endoplasmic reticulum membrane
Molecular function (GO): sphingosine-1-phosphate phosphatase activity
Source: RefSeq, a predicted model, not a curated record
CCUUUUUUGUAGAGCUUAAUGAUGAUAAUAAUACCCACAUGGCAAGUAUCAUUUUUAUGUGGAAUUUUAACAUGGAUUAUUAUGUCUUCAUUUUUCAAUCUUACCCACAUAAUUAGGUCUUUAAUCCAAUCAUGGGUUUCUAGCUAUGUAAUCUCUAGUACACCUAUCAUUCUUCAAAUUCAGAAAUACCAACACACAUAUUUGGAUGGGUUAUUUACAGGGUUAUCUUGUGUUGUUUCUGUUCCAUUCUAUACUGGUUUUCUUCCCUUGCUAUUUUGGAGUGGACAUGGGAAAUUGGCAAGGCAAAUGACCCUCUUGAUGGCAUUCUGUGAUUAUGCAGGAAACUGUAUAAAGGAUGUGGUGUCAGCUCCUAGACCAGCGUCACCUCUUGUGAGGAGAUUGACAGUAACUGAAGAUGAGAAAGAGAAUGCAAUGGAAUAUGGAUUGCCUUCUUCACAUACUCUUAACACCGUUUGCUUAUCUGGGUACCUCUUGCAUUAUGUCUUGUCAUACAAUGAAAAUCCAGCUGCAACCUUUCAGUUAGCAGCAUUUGCAUUUGUUUGCUUAUUUGUUGCCCUUAUUGGAUUGGGAAGAAUAUAUCUCGGCAUGCAUAGCGUGAUUGAUAUUAUUGGUGGCCUUGUGUUUGGAUUUGCAAUACUCCAUUUUUGGCUAUGUAUUCAUGAACACGUUGACCAGUUUGUUGUUUCGGGCCAAAAUGUUACAUCCUUUUGGAUUGCUCUUAGCCUCUUGCUGCUAUUUGCUUACCCGACACCAGAGUUGCCAACUCCAAGUUUUGAGUAUCACACAGCAUUUACCGGUGUGGCAUUGGGAAUUGUAACAGGGGUCCAGCAGACAUAUGAUCACUUCCACCAUGAAGGCGUGGCCCGUGUGUUCACAUCUCAGCUCCCUGUCGCUGCAUUUAUCGGUAGGAUCUUAGUUGGUAUCCCAACCAUACUGUUGGUCAAAUUCUGCGCCAAAGCUUUAGCAAAAUGGAUUCUCCCUAUUACAGCUAAUGCAUUAGGCAUCCCUAUACAAUCUUCAGGGUACGUCCCAGCCUUGAUCGCUUCCCCAACUCUUAAAAAAUCAAACGAAGUCAAACAGUCAAAUGAGUUUCUCCAGAAAAUGCUGUUUUAUAGUAAUCAAGAUUCAUUCGAUGUAGAUACAGGUAUACGGUUGCUUCAGUAUGCUGGUCUUGCUUGGUCCGUGGUAGAUCUUGUUCCUACAAUAUUUUUUCAUCUCAAUUUGUAAUCUAUUAUGACACUGACACUUGUUUCCAAAACAUUUUUACUUACACCUGACAUAGUUUUUGAACCAACGAAAAUAUUGUUGGAUGUGUUUAAAAUUGCUACGGAAAUUAGGUUUGACAUAAAACGAGUUGUAUUAUAGUGCAAGCUAUAUUUUACUUUAUUUUGUUUUUA